Messenger RNA from Cydia pomonella (codling moth), 4893 nucleotides. Its product is annotated as neuroglobin-like. Gene Ontology annotation, molecular function: oxygen binding; heme binding. Lineage: Eukaryota; Metazoa; Arthropoda; Insecta; Lepidoptera; Tortricidae. The transcript is spliced from 3 exons. The record is from RefSeq and is a predicted model, not a curated record. The coding region runs from base 1671 to 2312 and encodes 213 amino acids.
AAUCCUGGUAAAGGCAUUUACUCGUGUGAUGAGCAUGAAUAUUUGUUCCUGAGUCAUGGAUGUUUUCUAUGUAUUUAAGUAUUUAUAAAUAUGGAUAUAUCGUUGUCUAAGUGUCCCGCAACACAAGCCUUAUUGAGCUUACCGUGGGACUUAGUCAAUUUGUGUAAUAAUGUCCUAUAAAAUAAAAUAAAAAUACUUUUUAUCAUGUAAGUCAAAUCAAAUUAAGGACACGUACCUAGUGACUAGCUUUAAACUAAAAUAAUGUCACCAAUUAACAACAAACCAACUAAUUUACGAACAAACAGUCAUCCGAUAUUGUAUUAAUUUAACACUCCACCGCUCCCGGGUUCAAUCCCCGAGGCUAUGGCAAAGUUUGCCACCCGGCAAAGUUAGAAGGAUAAUCAUUCCCUUCCACUAUGAUAUCUUCGCCCCUAUAUCUUACGAUAUAGUGAGCCGUUAGUUUUGUAAACAAUCACACAAUGGAUACAGUACAGAGUACUACAGUGAACACCGAAGUUUGCAAAUUACGGACAUCUUUCUAUGUCACUCUAAUUACGCCUUAAUUGGAGUAAAAGAGAAAGAUGCCCGAAUUUACGAAUUUCUCUGUGCAUGAAAAAAUAAAUUACUAAAACUGACAUUUCUACAUAUAGAUAGAAAUAUUAUUUUUGAGUGAAAAUCAAAAAAGUGCGUACCGCUUCAUUAUACCUUUGAAAUUCUGUAAAAAUCAAUUUCGCAUUAAGAAGUAAGAACAUUAAACUACUACCUACCAACCUAAAUCCACUCCAAGUUAAUUAAAUUGGAUUUAUUAACAGUUUUGAAAUUAUUUUUAACUAACAAAGAAACAAAAUAAUUAAAGAAUGACUAAUCUUUUUGCAAACUAAAACCUUUCCCAUCACUAAAACCCCUAAGUGCACUAGAGUCAGUCCGAAAAAGAUCGCGCCUGCGUAACCACGAAACGCAACGGUUAUAUUAUAAUUAUAACUUUUAAAUUUAAAUAUCGAACGGUGGAAUUCUACUAGACGCCAUUAUUGACAGAUAAUGUGUUUACAUGUGAUCGAACGUUAAUUGUGAAAGACAUUUAGACCAGGCUAUUAAUCUAAAUAGCUCGAUUUAAAAUGGUUAGGAUUUAAAACAGUGAUUAUAAGUGACAUUAAAAUAUCGACACGUUUGUCAUACUUAAAUUAUUUUAGCAAAUUAUAACUAAAACAAUUACUUUUAAUACAUUUAUUUCAUAGUUAAAGUUUAAAAACUUGUGUUUCUAAAAAUAUCGGAACGAGAAAUUUUGAGGUUGAAUUAGUUAGCGCUAAAAAUAUCUCACGAUUAUCAACUGUUAACAUUAACUCGCUAACUUCAAAUAACAGGACAAAGUGAACAGUCUCCAAAAUUUACGCAGCAGUGAUCUAUCUACGAGUCAAAACUUUUAUCAAAAAUGUGUGUUAUACUCGCAAAAGUUGGCGUCACAUUGUGAAGCAAUCUACUAAACUGGACGUGACCACAACUAUUUAUUUUCAAGUUUACAAGAACAAACAAAAAAAAAAGAAUUUUGUUUAACCGGUAAAACGACCACCCUGUCAGAAGCAUACAUAAACAAAUCCCAUAAGUGUUCCGUAAACAAAGUUUUGUACGGAAAACUAAAUAGCAGAGCUAAAGUUUCAAAAGUCAAUGUAAAGAUGGGUUGCAAGCUGGCGAAAUUAGCGUCUUCAGAGCUGAACCACGACGCGUUCGACCGGCCAGCACCUCCGUCGGACCCUAGGUGUCCCCUGACCACGAAGCAACAGUAUUGCAUGCUGGCAUCUUGGAAGGGGAUAUACAGACAGAUCGAGAAGACUGGGAUCAUAUUAUUUGUCAAACUCUUCGAAGAAAACAAGGAUCUCCUAGCCCUCUUCACAAAAUUCAGUGAGCUCCACACAGCAGAACACCAGUUCAGUUCCACAGAGCUAGCUGAACACGCUACGAAGGUCAUGCAUACCCUGGACGAGGGCAUCAAGAGUUUACGAGACGUCGAUGGCUUCCUGGCGUAUGUGCAACAUGUGGGGGCCACGCAUCAUCAGAUAGACGGGUUCGAAGCCAGCAAUUUCUGGAAAGUGGAGCAGCCGUUUCUAGAGGCGGCGAAGAUCACGCUCGGAGACCGCUACACACCCAACAUCGAGAAUAUAUACAAGUUGACCAUCCGGUUCAUACUGGAGAACCUAGUUAAAGGCUAUGAGGACGCCACCCCAGGUAGCGGUCAGAACACAAACGGGGACGGUCAGAAUGUAAACGGAAACGGUCAGAACGCGAACGGGAUGAGUCGGAACGCUGACGCCAGUUAGGGCUAAGGCUAACGGUCAGGCUAUAUAAUGUGAUAAGUUGUUUACAGCGAAUAAGGAAAAACUUCUCAAAUUUUGAUACAUAGCUUAAGAUAUUUGUAUUUUAGUGCUAUUUUUAUGGUCGUAUGUAAAAUGUCAGGGUGCCGAAAUUACUUGUAAAUCGUAAAAGUCAUAAGUAGUCUAAUGUUUUAGACAUUUAAAGGUACACGAUAACGUUGCCCAGCUAAGCUAAAAAGCAGUAUCCAUUCACGUGCUUUUGGUAACUGUAGUUACCAGCUGUCACCCUUAUUUUAUUAUAAUAAUAGAAGUCACUGAAUAAUAUCAAGCAUAAUAAAAAAUAAAUAAUAGUAUGGGUAUUUAAUGAAAAUUUAAUUCAAAGCGGUCCCUUAAACUCUUUAAUAUGAAGUUCCAUUUUCAAGUUUAUUUGUUAUUAAGAUAUCGCCUUUUAGGUUAGUAGGGCAGGCAGAACGAUAAUGCUUACGAUUUAGAUGUUAUUUACGAAAAAUGGUUUUGAUAACGCUUUGCCAAAGCUAGAGCAAUAAUUACUCGAUCCACUACAAUUAACGUUUUAUCUACGCCAUAAUUACCAAUAAACCAUUUAGCUUGCAUUUAUUGCAUUAUUAAUGUUUAUUGGCAGUAACCAAUAUUAUAUCAUUUAUUAAGUACCAUAAUAUGGUAUAUGGUGUGAUUUAUUAUACCAAAUCUUACCUACCUACUCGUAUUUUAUAAAAAUCAUACGCAGGGAUAUUAGGAGUGACUUGAAUUAGGUAAGAGGUAUUUUCUUAUACAUUAUUGCUUAUAAUAUUACGAGAUAAUAACGCAUAAAGUUCAAACGAUCUAUAAUUUUAGCAUUAAAAAGUAGUUAUUAAAUAUAAUAGUAGUUAGUAAUAUAAUAAACAAAAAAAAAGUGACCACGACAAUCGGUGGCUAGUUUUUUUAGAUCACGGGUCACAGGUGAAACGGGGUGGCCUAGGGGUUCAUGUUCGCCCGGUUGGCCAACGACGCCAGUUGGAAUCAAGCCUUCGACACUGGAGGCCUGUGGAGGGCUUCGUUACUUUUUAUUUAAGUAAGUUUGUUCAGUUCGCUACAACGUCGUUUAACCGUGUUUCUUAAACCGUUAUAUUUUCUACUAUGUCAUAUUUAUAUGUAUAGGUAUUUUUAUUUAUUUUUUGUUAGAAGCUAGGGUUCUUAAAGAACAAUAUCUUUUAUAAAAGUAGAAAACAAAAAAACAUUGUAAAAAGCAGUAACUAGGGCAGGACCCAGGCUGCCUACUGGUAAGGGCCGCAGGCUGCAGAGAAGGAACCCGCCGGCAUAUCGCGCCGUAUUUAUGAUUACUGCCUCUAAUUUGAAAUUAGUUUUAGUGUUAUAUUCAAGACAUAUGUUUUUACGAGGUUUUUUUGACUUUCCGUGAAUUUUUAUCCUAAAAAUAAUGUAGGUAAAAAGUUUUUACCUACAUUAUUUUUAGGAUAAAAAAACAUUAUUUUUAAUUUUUAGGACGGACGGACAGACGGACGGACAGCGAAGUCUCAGUAAUAGAGUCCCGUUUGACCCUUUGGGUACGGAACCCUAAAAAUGACCGCAUAGAGAUCCCGAUAAAUCAUUAUGCUUACUUCUGCCUUCUUUUUAACGCAAAAACGAAGUAAGUAUAUGCAGCGUCUCUACCAAAGAGAAUAGAUUCGAAGUGAUAUAAAUCUUUGGUCUCUACUAAAUAUGUAAAGUUAGCAACAAAAGCUUAAAAGUAGCUUAGAGAGGCAGGCUAAACUGGUAGAGUGUAAAAGUAGCUUAGGGAGGCAGGCUAAACUGGUAGAGUGUAAAAGUAGCUUAGAGAGGCAGGCUAAACUGGUAGAGUAUAAAAGUAGCUUAGAGAGGCAGGCUAAACUGGUAGAGUGUAAAAGGCAAGGCUCGGAACCGGUUUUUUCUUCAUACAAAAAAUACCGGUUUUAUUACGUUCUUUUUCGUUCUUUGGUUUAUUAUUUCAUUUUUAAUGGGACUAUCUAAUAAUGCGAAGUUGUUACCGAAAUACAUGCUCCAGUCCUACGUAGAGAGUAUAAAAUCAUUAAAAAUAUUUUGCUAUUUCGGGAUUUAAAAAUAAACCGGUUCCGAGCCCUGGUAAAAUCCCUUCUCCUCAUAGCUCAUAAUCUUAGAAAGUCCCAAAAAUAUGUAUACACUACCGUAAUACCUAUGUAGGCCAUAAAGUCGUGUAUACAUAUUUUUGGCACUUCGAUCGUGUCGAUGUUGUCAAACGUGACUGUACUUAUAAACAAUGAAAACAAUAUAGAAACAAUAAAUACAACCUACUGAAAUUAAUAAUUGAAGGAAAAAUUGAAGGGAAGCGUGGUCGUGGUAGAAGGCGCACAUCAUGGACUAAAAAUACGAUUGUAAGAGACUGGUUAAAAUUGAAAAGCAUAGAUGGACUAAUUCGCAUGACUUAACAUAGAGAGACAUGCAUGUGAAGAAGAAGUAUUUAUAAAACCACUGUUGAAACCUAUUAUAAGUAUAAAAAAAUCAAAUUAUGUUACCUUUUAAACUAAGUGCCUAAGUAUUGUCAGUACUUAAUUAUAAUAAUAAAGAAUAAAGAAUUGGU